AUUCAAAAAGGGUCACACCUUACAAAGAACAACAAAUUUUAAUCUCGUAAUAAAUUGUUUAAAAAACCACCAAUUCAAUGCCUACUAUGGCUGCCUCGAUGGAUGAGGAUAUAUCCGCCAACCCGGCACCUAGUCCCGAAGAAGAUCCCCUGGCCGAGGAGCGUCUGGGCUUUGUCCGGGAAGUGGGCGCCCAGGCUGUUUGGAGUCUCUCCUCCUGCAAGCCGGGUUUCGGUGUGGAGCGCCUGCGCGACAACAUCAUGGACACCUAUUGGCAGUCGGAUGGCCAGCUGCCGCAUCUGGUAAACAUCCAGUUCCACAAGCGGACCAACAUUAGCCAGAUUUACAUCUACACCGAUUACAAGCUGGACGAGAGCUAUACGCCCUCGAGGAUAUCCAUACGCUCCGGGACCAACUUCAAUGAUUUGCAAGAGCUGCAGGUGAUGGAUCUCACCGAACCCACUGGCUGGGUGCAGAUACCCAUUAAGGAUGGCAAUGUCAAGUCCAUACGCACUUUUAUGCUGCAAAUUGCCGUGAUAUCCAAUCAUCAGAAUGGCAGGGACACGCACAUGCGGCAGAUACGCAUCCAUGCGCCUGUAGAGGGCAAGCACUAUCCCCUGGAGCUCUUUGGGAAGUUUGCCACGGUGGACUGCCAGAAGUAUGCCACCAUCCGGUGAAGAAUGUGAUCGAGAGUUGGAAGUAAAGUCUUUAGGUUUUAUUUGUUUUUUUCGGGAUAUUUAACUGCUAAAAUACAACAUUUAAAAGAUUACUAAUUAGUAA
This is a messenger RNA of Drosophila kikkawai, 777 nucleotides long. It is a transcript of the gene APC10, whose product is annotated as anaphase-promoting complex subunit 10. Gene Ontology annotation, biological process: anaphase-promoting complex-dependent catabolic process; protein K11-linked ubiquitination. NCBI's taxonomy places the organism in Eukaryota, Metazoa, Arthropoda, Insecta, Diptera, Drosophilidae. The record is from RefSeq and is a predicted model, not a curated record. Gene Ontology annotation, cellular component: anaphase-promoting complex.